UCUCGUACCUUCCAGCAGGAAAUCUCGUACCUUCCAGCGGAGCUUGAGCUCUUCUCGCCGCACCGCUCAACUUGUCACCAAAGAUGGCGAUUUGCUGAGUGCUCAUGGAUACACACAUUUCUUGGCUUGUCGUUGUCUCAACAGAAAACGCCAACUUUAGCAACACACUUAGUGCUUAGCGAGCGACUAUUCCUCCGCUUGAAGCACCUCAGCCUCCGCCACCAUGCAGAUCACGCUUAAAACGCUGCAGCAGCAGACUAUUCAGAUCGAGAUAGACCCCGAGCAGACGGUGAAGGCCUUAAAAGAGAAGAUAGAAGCAGAAAGAGGGAAAGACAACUUCCCUGUGUCCGGGCAGAAGCUGAUAUAUGCUGGAAAAAUCCUGCAGGAUGACACGCCCAUUAAAGAUUACAACAUUGAUGAGAAGAAUUUUGUGGUGGUGAUGGUUUCAAAGGCUAAACCCGCAGCUGCCGCCUCGACCCCGGCCUCGGAAGCCCCCAAGCCCCCUGUACAGGACUCUGGCUCCACGUCAACAGCUGUCCCGGCCACAACCACAGCUUCAGCCCCGACCCCGGCAGCUGUCCCCGUUCCCUCUGAGGAGGCCAAAGAAGAGCCAAGUGCCGCAGCCACAGAACCACCACCACAACAACCAGCCAGCUCCAGCGGUGGGGGUCAGGGCUUGGAUGCCUCCUCAGCACUGGUGACUGGAGCAGAGUACGAGGCCAUGCUCACAGAGAUCAUGUCGAUGGGCUAUGAAAGGGAGAGAGUGGUGGCCGCGCUACGGGCCAGUUUCAACAACCCCCAUAGAGCUGUGGAGUACCUUCUCACUGGUAUCCCCAGCAGCCCAGUCCAGGAGAGUAAUCCCCCAGCACAGGCCCCUGCGUCUGGACCCACAGAAGCCCCGUCUCUAGCAGAGGGAGAGAACCCACUUGCAUUCCUGCGGACCCAGCCCCAGUUUCUGCACAUGAGACAGGCCAUCCAGCAGAACCCCACUCUGCUACCAGCUCUACUCCAGCAACUAGGCCGAGAGAAUCCUCAACUUCUACAGCAAAUCAGUCAGCAUCAGGAGCUGUUCAUCCAGAUGUUGAACGAGCCAGUGGGAGAGGGAGGAGAUGCGCCAGAAGUUGGAGAGUUGGGGGCAGCAGGGGAGGAGGGCGCACCUGUCAACUAUAUCCAGGUUACACCUCAGGAGAAGGAAGCCAUCGAAAGGUUAAAAGCGUUGGGUUUCCCCGAGGCUCUGGUGAUCCAGGCCUACUUUGCCUGCGAGAAGAACGAGAACCUGGCCGCCAACUUUCUCCUCAACCAGGGACUGGAAGACGACUGAGCGGCGCUGCCUUCCUGCUCCUCCCUCCCUCCCUCCCUCCCCCUUCCCCUCUUCAGCUCAGCAUAAAAAGACUGCACCCUCCAAUUUUAUUGUACAGCUACCAACCUUGGCUCAACCCGACAGGAGGGGAGGAGAGGGAGAGCCA
Molecule: messenger RNA, 1466 nt
Organism: Anoplopoma fimbria (sablefish)
Lineage: Eukaryota; Metazoa; Chordata; Actinopteri; Perciformes; Anoplopomatidae
Gene: rad23aa
Product: RAD23 homolog A, nucleotide excision repair protein a
Exons: 9
Coding region: 224-1321 (365 amino acids)
Biological process (GO): nucleotide-excision repair; proteasome-mediated ubiquitin-dependent protein catabolic process
Cellular component (GO): cytosol; nucleoplasm
Molecular function (GO): polyubiquitin modification-dependent protein binding; ubiquitin binding; proteasome binding
Source: RefSeq, a predicted model, not a curated record